AUGUCCUUUUACCACGACGGGCAACCCGCCACCGCCGCUUUUGGCCACCCGGACGGUGGGUAUGCCAUGAAUCCCUAUACUCAUCACGAGCAAGCCCACCCGCUGGCUGCAGUGCCGCCAGCUGGCUACCCCUUCGUCGACCCCUCGGCACAGGCUCAGAUGUAUCACCAUCAAUCCUACACCGACAUGGCUCACCCGUCUAUGAGUGGCGCCGUGGAGCAGCACCACGCCUGGCAAGCUCCUCAGGCCCCCAGGCUCACCGCUGCCGCAGCGCGAGCUGCUCGCCACCACAUGAUGGGCUACGCUCCGGCUGGAUACCCUCAAACGCAUGGUGCUAUCCCUUGGUACACACAGACACUCGGUGUCCCGCAGCCGUACCAGCAGCCUCGAACCCAUCAGCAACUCGAGCACCAGCUUUUGGUGCAGCACCACCUUGCCAAGGCGCACGAGAGGCAGAGUGGCGCCUCUAUGUACCAGUCUGCCUACGGACAAAACCCUGGCUCGGUUGCAUAUCCCCAACAGCAGCAGCAGCAGCAGCACCAUCACCACCAUUCUCGCCCUCAUCAAUACCCACAACAACAGCAUUACACCCAACCUUCUCAUCCCUAUCCGCCCGCCAUCCCCGCCGAACACGAUGGCCGUGUUGACCGACAGCGUCGCUACCACGACGGCUGGGCUUCGUCGAGCUCGCAUCGCGCAGAGGGUCUUUCGAACGCAUCUCACGACUGGUCAGGUUGGAAUCACGCUCCUGCCGCCCAUCGAGGUUCCGUAGGCUACUUGCCGCAGCACGAGCAGAUGUACGCGAACCAUGCCGUGCAGACUUCCCAACGCCUCUCGGACGAUGCAAGCUUCCACAAUGCUGCUGCCUGGGCAUCGCACCAAAAUUCAACGGCUUCUCGCAUGCACGGUUGGAACCAUGCGCCACGCUAUUCUCAGCACACUGACGACCGACACAACCAGUCCGGUUACCCCGAUCUGGCCGCUACCAGUCGCUUGCGUCACGACUAUUCCGAUCAUCGUCCGCACGCUGCUAGAUCGCAGGAUCGCCUGCAUGACUUUGCCGCUCAUCACAGGGAGGUUCCAGUGCACAGCUACAGCCACCUCCGUACAGAUCACCAGGAAGUUUGGCAUCACCGCGCGGACGAGGCUCGCGACCAUCCCGAGCCGACUCACUGGCAGUCGCAGUCGCAAGCUGAGGCGCGCCACGACGUGCCAGACGAUCUUACCGCCCCCGUUGCUGAGGAACAGGAGCGCGCGCCAGCGGAAGCGGCAGCGGAUCAAGCCGCUGUGCCUGCCCCAUGCUCACCCGGCUCUUUGGAAAAGUCUGCGUUGCCUAUCGCCGCGAUCGGCGCUCAGCUCAUCUGGAAUGCUUGCACCGCGCUUUUCGAUCCUGACCUUCUCAUCGAGGCCCACGAGACCGCCGACGAGGCCAUGGAUGAGGACUGCGACGAAGCCAUGUCACCCGCCGUUGCCUCGAUGCCCUCUUCCUCGUCCACGCCUUCGCUCAAUACGCCCGACAUCUCGCCUUGGCAGUCCACCGUACUGGAUCGUCCUGUUCCCCCUACUUCUCCAUCCUCGGGCGAUUGGAAUGCAUUCCGUUCGCCGUUUGGUCCCGACCGCAUGCCGCAGCUGCGUCCACAGGCUCACUCCUUCACUUUUGGCAGCGAGCAUGCCUCAUCCCAGCACGACUUGCACCGGAUGGCAGUCGGCGCUGAGCGAGCACGUCGAGAUGCAUCGCCGGCCAAACGCACCCGUCAGGGCUCUGGACACUCCGAGGCCGCAACGGGUCACAGUUCGGGCGCCAGCACCGCAAGCAGCUCCGAACCAGGCACGCCCGCCUCGCUCGCCCACGAGAGCCCCGCCCUCAGUUCCACUGUCUCAGCUCACUCGGUCGAGACAGCCCGCAGCCCGCUCCGUGCUGCUGGCCUCGGCAUGUCGCUCGAUGGCUCGCGAUCCGAGCCGGCCAUCCGUGCUCGACGCAACUCGUCCAAGACCUCGCCCAAGCUAGCCACGUCCAAGUGGUCCGGAAGGAUGCGCGACAACGUGCUUGCCGUGCUACGUCUCGUUUCGCCAGAUUGGCGCUGGAGCAACAACGAUCACAUUCUUGUUUCGUUGAGCGAGACUUUGCCCACUGCCACUGCCAAGUCCAGCCCCAGCCAUAGCCAGGGACGAUCGGGCGGCCGAGACUCAUUCACGAGCAUCGUCACGUCUUACGCCAACGAACCCAGCCCAGCGUUCAGAAGGUUUGUCCAUCAAGUGCUUGCGCAGACCCUGCUCUCGCCUCCUGCCUUUUUGCUCGGAAUCUUGAAUGCGCUGCGCCUUCUCGUCUUGGUGCAGCUGCCAGACGGCUCGAUCGACCCUGUCGUGCUCGAACUGUUUGCGCAGCCAACGUCUGCGGCACCUUUCAAGCUGUUCACGUUGGGAAUGAUGAUCGCCAACAAGCAUCUGGACGACAACACAUUCCUCAACAAGACGUGGAACGAGGUCACCGGCAUUCCGCUAGCCGAGCUCAACCAGACCGAGGCGUGGUUUCUGAAGAAGUGCAACUACGAAGUCAACGUGCCUGACGAGACUUGGAUCGGGUUCCUCAACCGUUUGCAGUCUUGGGAGGAGAAGCGUUCGAGCCGUGGCAUGCACCGUGACUCGGACUCGUCCAAGCGCCUGCUCCUCGUCCUCGACGAAGCUUUGAGCCACUUUGACGCCAUUCCUGCGUUGCAGCUGGAUGACGACGAGGUGACUCAUGACGUUGAGCACGCCAAGGCCGCCUCGCCCAUGGACAUGUGGAGCAGGUCGCAUCAUCGCGUCGGCUCGCUCGCCAUGGACGACGCCGCCGCUGACCAACAGCACUGUCGCUCUGCCCCCGCUGCUGGGCAAAAGCUGGUCAGGCACGAGGACAACGUCCAACGGCCUGGUCAUAUAUUGCGCGCCAGCCUGGCGAUUGAGAACCCGUCGGCGACCCUGCUGCGGUCCAGCUCCGACUUUGUUGUGGCUGGCGGGCCUGGCAAGGACUUUAGCCCUUUGAGUGAAUCCAGCAAGAGCCACAGCGGACCGCUCAUGCCUUCGGCGUUGUUGAACGGCUCGCGUGCGCUGUUUCAACACGGCGGCAUGUUUGGGCCUCUGGCGACGUCGAGUUGA
Molecule: messenger RNA, 3135 nt
Organism: Sporisorium graminicola
Lineage: Eukaryota; Fungi; Basidiomycota; Ustilaginomycetes; Ustilaginales; Ustilaginaceae
Exons: 1
Coding region: 1-3135 (1044 amino acids)
Biological process (GO): regulation of cyclin-dependent protein serine/threonine kinase activity
Cellular component (GO): nucleus; cyclin-dependent protein kinase holoenzyme complex
Molecular function (GO): protein kinase binding; cyclin-dependent protein serine/threonine kinase regulator activity
Source: RefSeq, a predicted model, not a curated record